AUGGCGGAGUGUGACAGACUUAAGAUGAAAGAUGGAGAUACAAUCGAUACCUUUGUUGGAAGAUUACCUGAGCUCUCGUCAAAAGCAGCCGCAUUAGGAGAGGUGAUAGAAGAAUCAAAGAUAGUAAAGAAAUUCUUGAAGAGCCUACCGAGGAAGAAAUAUAUACAGAUUGUUUCCUCGAUUGAACAGCUUCUUGACCUCAACUCAACAUGUUUUGAGGACAUCGGUUGUAGGCUAAAGGCCUAUGAAGAGAGAAUUGCUGAAGAUGAAGAAGACGAACACGAAGAUCAAAACAAACUUAUGUAUGCAGACUCAGGACAAGAAAGCUAUGGUGGGUACGGAAGAGAUUGUCCAGAUAAGCAACUCAAGCUUCAGGAAACUGUAGAAAAGAAGGAGGAAGACACACACGAGGCCGAUGAACUGAUGAUGAACGAAGUAGUUUAUCUCAAUGAAAGGAAGGUAAAUCCAAGCACGUUUGAAGCCGACUUGGAUAUGAUGAACGUGUGGUAUCUCGACAAUUGUGCGAGUAACCACAUGAGUGAAAACCGUUUGUUCUUCCAUGAGCUUGAUGAAACCAUCUUAGGAAAGGUGAGAUUCGGAGAUGACUCUCGAAUUGACAUAAGAGAAAAAGGCUCGGUUCGUUUUAUCUUCAAAGGUGGCGAAAAGAAAAUCUUGAACAAUGUUUACUACAUUCCUGGACUUAGAAGCAAUAUAGUUAGCUUGGGGCAAGCUACUAAGGUCAGAUGCGAAGUACGAAUGAAGGAUGAUACGUUGACCUUAUUUGAUCACAAUGGAAGAUUAAUGGUGAGAACUACACGAUCCAAGAAUAGGCUAUACAAUGUCGUUUUGCAAGCUGAUCAAGUUCGAUGUCUUCUAGCAUCAUCAUCGAGUGAAUCAUCUAUAUGGCAUUCCUGCUUAGGUCACAUAAACGUCGAGACGUUAACGAUGAUGGUCAACAUGGAGCUUGUUAUUGGCGUACCUAAGCUAUCAGGUGGCGAAGAAACAUGUGUAUCUUGUCUACUUGAGAAAGCAGAGUAUGAUGAUGCGGGUGAACUCAUUGUUCAAAUUAAAGGGUUGUCAUCUAAUGAUGAGAUCAUUGUCGAUGAAGAAGAAGUGAAUGAAACUGGUGUUGAGACCAAUGAAGAAGAACAGUUCGAUGAGGAAGAAGACGAAGUGCAGCCGCAACUUAGAAGGUCUCAACGGGUAACUAUAAAGCCAUCAUAUCUCGAUGACUAUAUCAUCUUAGCUGAGGUAGAGUAUGAGAUUUUCUCGAUAGAGAAAAACAUUACAUGGGAUCUUGUGGAACUACCAGCAGGAGUUAAGCCAAUUGGGCUUAAAUGGGUGUUCAAAAUUAAACGGAAUGCCGAUGGAAGUAUCAGUAAGUACAAGGCACGGCUGGUGGCGAAAGGCUACGUUCAAAAACAUGGUGUUGACUACGAUGAAGUUUCUGCUCCAGUGGCUCGCAUCGAGACCAUCUGCUUGAUCAUCGCACUAGCCGCUUCGAACGGGUGGGAGGUUCACCACUUAGACGUAAAGACUGCAUUUCUUCACAGAGAACUUAAAGAAGAAGUGUUUGUGGUUCAACCAGAAGGGUUCAUCGUAGCAGGACAAGAACACAAGGUUUAUAAGCUCAAACGAGCUCUCUAUGGCUUACGUCAAGCUCCUAGAGCCUUGAACAUUAAACGAAACCAGAUUCUAAAGGGGCUAGGCUUUGAAAGAUGCUCAAAGGAGCCUUCAUUGUAUCGAAAGGAGGAAAACGAAGAUCUUCUUGUUGUGGUGGUUUAUAUAGAUGAUCUACUCAUCACCGGAUCAUCACUUGAGCUGAUACUAGACUUCAAAAAGGAGAUGGCAACCAAAUUCGAGAUGAGUGAUCUUGGCUUGUUAACUUAUUACUUGGGAAUAGAAGUUGUUCAACGUGAGGACGGGAUCAUUCUGAAACAAGACAGAUACGAACGUAAGAUCAUUGAAGAAACUGGAAUGAACUCUUAA
This is a messenger RNA of Brassica oleracea var. oleracea, 1989 nucleotides long. RefSeq lists its product as uncharacterized. The coding region runs from base 1 to 1989 and encodes 662 amino acids. Lineage: Eukaryota; Viridiplantae; Streptophyta; Magnoliopsida; Brassicales; Brassicaceae. The transcript has 4 exons. The record is from RefSeq and is a predicted model, not a curated record.